Messenger RNA from Malassezia sympodialis ATCC 42132, 1950 nucleotides. RefSeq names its product rRNA-binding ribosome biosynthesis protein UTP25 (gene UTP25). Lineage: Eukaryota; Fungi; Basidiomycota; Malasseziomycetes; Malasseziales; Malasseziaceae. Gene Ontology annotation, biological process: maturation of SSU-rRNA from tricistronic rRNA transcript (SSU-rRNA, 5.8S rRNA, LSU-rRNA). The record is from RefSeq and is a predicted model, not a curated record. Gene Ontology annotation, molecular function: U3 snoRNA binding; rRNA binding. Gene Ontology annotation, cellular component: small-subunit processome; nucleolus.
AUGGGCAGCGACAAUCAGGCGCAUGUGCGCCUACUAACGCUUCUCAAUGUUCAUGCUGCACACCCGCGCGCCGAAGAUGAUUUGGAUACCACGUCGGCGAAACGUAAGCGCGUUUCUUCCGUUGCCCCUCGCGCUGCUCCUCCGACGCAGCGGCACAGGCCGACUGAAGCGCCGGCCACCGAGGUGCCAACCCAGAGCGAGCAAACUGAAGUUCUUGUGGCGGACGAAGAUGAUGAAGACGGGUCGGAGGACGUCGAUGCAUUUCGGUGGCAUUUUGGCGCCGAGUCGGAGGCACUUGCAGCCGUCGAUCCUGACGCACCGCGAUGGUCUUCCCCCGUGCAUGUACCAGCGCUGGGCGGUGCGACCGUGGCACACAUGGAGAAAAAGCAUGAGGGAGCGACGCGACCUGUGUCGCGCCCUCAUGCGCGCAUCUGGAGCGCGUUCCAGACGCAGCGCAAGCGGGGCCUCGGGCAGCGGCAGGCUGAGCUGUUGCCGCUGUUGGGACAGUAUAUGGAUGUAUGGCACUCGCGCGUUCCCAUGGACGAACACGAUGAUCUGCGCCAGAUCACGGCGAUGCAUGCGCUCAGUCAUGUCGCCAAGACGAGGCAGCGCGUCCUGAAGGACAAUGAAAAGCUGGCGAAAGCGGCUGCUGCGCAGACCGAGGUCGAUACGGACGCCGAUGAGGACGCCGAGCUGCCCGAGCUGCGUGACCAGGGAUUCACGCGGCCCAAGGUGCUACUGCUUGCGCCAUUUCGGCACACGGCCAAGUUGUGGGUCGAGUAUCUGAUAGCCCUCUCGGCGUGCGAACAGGUCGAGCAGAAGUCACGGUUCUUCGGUGAAUUUUCGCUGCCGCCCGGCACGAUCGACAAGCUGGCCGACCCCGCGAUGGCAAGUCGGUAUCCUGAGGACCACAGGCGCACUUUCCAGGGUAACAUUGACGACAACUUCAAGCUGGGCGUUAAGCUGACGCGCAAAACUCUGAAGCUAUACAGCCCCUUUUUCGACAGUGAUAUUAUUGUGGCGAGUCCCUUGGGCCUGCGCCUACUCAUUGAGAAGGAGAAAAAUGCCGAUUACCUGUCAUCCAUCGAGGUCCUGCUGGUCGACCAAGGCGACGUUAUGCUCAUGCAGAAUUGGGACCAUGUCAAGUUUGUCGUCGAGCGGCUAAAUGCGAUCCCCAAGGAGGCAAACCAUACCGACUUUUCGCGCGUCAAGCCCUGGUACUUGGAUGGGCACGCACCGAUGCUGCGCCAGUCGGUGCUGUUUACCGCCUUUGACGCUCCUGAAUUCCGGCACCUAUUCCACACGUUCCGCAAUGCCGGCGGCCGCAUCCGCACCUCGUCUCUGCCCGCAGAUCAUGUGCCUGCCAUGUCGCUCGUCACGCCGGGCGUGCGCCAGACAUACUACAAGUUUGACUGCUCGAACGCUCAGGGCGAGGCUGACCAGCGGCUGCAGGCCUUUCAGCAGAAGAUUUGGCCGCUUCUCCGAAAGUCGGCGGUAAGCGCGACGCACACCAUGAUUGUGAUUCCGUCGUACUUUGACUUUGUACGGGUCGAAGACCUCUUCCGACGCAUGGACCCGGCUGUAUCGUACACGACGCUAAGCGAGUACUCGACGAACCGCGACAUUUCUCGAGCGCGUGAGGCAUUCUUUACCGGCAAGAAGAGCUUUCUGCUCAUCACCGAGCGCUUUCACUUCUAUCGGCGCUAUCUGAUCCGCGGCGCUGCGACCAUCGUGUUCUAUGCGCUGCCCGAGCAUGCAACGUACUAUGCAGAGCUCAUCCAUGCACCAUUGUCGUCGCGCGACGCAUCCGCCGCCCCCAUUGAUGCGGCCGAUCUGCAGGUGUUUGUGCUCUAUGGCAAGUACGACCUGCUGCGCCUCGAGCGCAUUGCCGGCUCAUCCCAGGCUCGGAGCAUGGUGACAGACGGCCGCCCCGUGUGGCGCUUCGUGUAG